Patella vulgata (common limpet) is the source of this 7135-nucleotide messenger RNA. Its product is annotated as spectrin alpha chain. The transcript is spliced from 52 exons. Gene Ontology annotation, cellular component: plasma membrane; cortical actin cytoskeleton; cell projection. The coding region runs from base 215 to 7135 and encodes 2306 amino acids. NCBI's taxonomy places the organism in Eukaryota, Metazoa, Mollusca, Gastropoda, Patellidae. Gene Ontology annotation, molecular function: calcium ion binding; actin filament binding. The record is from RefSeq and is a predicted model, not a curated record. Gene Ontology annotation, biological process: actin cytoskeleton organization.
AUUUGAAGCCCAGGGAGUCAGUUUAAAGGAUGCUAGCUUGAAAAAGAUUUGUGGGGGAAAGUAAUAUUAGAAAAAGACGAAAGUUUAUUCAAUAUAAGGGAUACGUAGAUAAAUUGGAAUAGCAAAUAUCUACGAAGGUCGUGUAAUAAACUGUAUCAGCAUCCGAGGGAUUCGAAGUAUAGCACAAGAACUAACAAAAAAGUAAACAGUCAAAAUGACCGAGGUCCAACCUCGCGAGAUCAAGAUAUUGGAGACGGCAGAGGAUAUCCAGAAUCGCCGUGAAGAAGUCUUGGGCCGCUACUCAAACUUUAAAUUAAACUGUAAGGAAAGACGCGAAAAACUAGAAGAUUCCAGACGAUACCAAUAUUUCAAACGAGAUGCCGAUGAACUUCAAAGUUGGAUUUUGGAGAAAUUACAAACAGCUUCAGAUGAAAGUUACAGAGAUCCAACUAAUUUACAGGCCAAAAUACAGAAACAUCAAGCGUUUGAAGCUGAAGUAGCAGCUCACGCUAAUGCUAUUGAAAUUCUUGACCAAACGGGCAAUGAGAUGAUCAAUCAAGAACACUUUGCUUCACAAGUUAUACAGGAAAGACUAGAAGAAUUAUGGAGACUUUGGAAACUUUUGUUGUCCAAAUUAAACGACAAGGGAUUGAAAUUGCAGCAAGCCCUACGAUUGGUCCAGUUUACACGAGAAUGUGAUGAAGUUAUGUUUUGGAUUCACGAUAAGGAAGCUUUCGUGUCAUCAGAAGAGUUUGGUAUUGAUCUAGAACAUGUUGAAGUUCUACAGAAGAAAUUUGAUGAGUUCCAAAAGGAUCUCUCAAAUCACGAAGACAAAGUAACAGAAGUUAAUAAAUUAGCGGAACAAUUACUAGUUGAAGGUCAUCCAGAUGAAGAGACUAUCACGAAUCGACAACAGGAAGUUAAUGAGGCAUGGCAGAGAUUAAAAUCUCAAUCUUUAACCAGACAAGACAGAUUAUUUGGUGCUCAUGAAAUACAGAGAUUUAAUAGAGAUGCCGAUGAAACGAUUGCCUGGAUUCAGGAAAAAGACACAGUUUUGUCGUCUGAUGAAUAUGGUCGGGAUCUGGCCAGCGUUCAGGCUCUUCAACGUAAACAUGAAGGUGUUGAACGAGAUUUGGCAGCCCUGGAAGAGAAAGUGACAGUCCUUGGAACAGAAUCUAAGAGAUUGGUCGAAACUCACCCAGAAAAUUCUGAACAAAUUGAAAGUAAACAGAAAGAAAUUGAUGGAAACUGGGCACAACUCAAAUCUAAGGGAUUUGAACGUAAAAAUCGUCUGGACGAUUCCUACCAUCUACAUCGUUUCUUGGCCGAUUUCCGUGAUCUGGUUUCCUGGAUACAUGAUAUGAAGGCUAUAAUUGCUGCUGAUGAAAUGGCCAAAGAUGUCACAGGAGCUGAAGCUUUGUUAGAAAGACACCAAGAGCACAAGGGAGAAAUUGAUGCUCGUGAGGAUAGUUUCCGCUCUACAGCAGAAGCAGGAGAGAAGUUGGUCGAGUCAAAUCAUUAUGCUUCAGAUGAAGCCAGGGAAAAGCUUCAAACACUAGCAUCAGAGAAACAGAGUUUAAUGGAAUUAUGGGAAGAGAGAAGAAUACUGUAUGAACAGUGUAUGGAUUUACAACUCUAUAUACGAGAUACAGAACAAGCUGAUGCCUGGAUGACAAAACAAGAGGCCUUCCUGGCGAAUGAAGAUUUAGGUGAUUCCCUAGAUAGUGUUGAAGCCUUGAUUAAAAAACAUAACGAUUUCGAGAAAUCCCUCGCAGCACAAGAAGAAAAAAUCAAGGGUCUAGAUGAGUUUGCUACCAAAUUGAUAGAAAGUGAACAUUAUGCAUCUGAUGAUGUCAAUCAAAGACGAAAUCAGCUAUUGGAGAGACGAUUGCUCUUGAAUGAGAAGGCCACCAGACGAAGACAAUUGUUGGAGGCUUCACUACAAUGGCAUGUGUUUGAACGGGAUUGUGAUGAGACAAAAGGCUGGAUCAAUGAAAAACUGAAAACUGCAUCAGAUGAAAGUUACCUGGAUCCUACCAAUCUUACUACCAAGUUACAGAAACAUAUGAAUUUUGAAUCAGAACUGGAUGCCAAUAAAAAUCGAAUCAGCACAAUCAAGACAACUGGCCGUGAAUUGGUUGAAAAUGGUCAUUUUGCUUCUGAUGCCAUCAACGAUAGAGUUGAAGAAAUAGAAAGAUUGUGGGAUACCCUGCUAAAACAGACAGAAAAGAAGGGCAACAAGCUGAAACAAGCCAGUAACCAACAGAACUUUAAUCGUAAUGUUGAUGACGUUGACUCAUGGCUGCGUGAAAUCGAAGGACAGAUUGGAUCUGAAGAUUACGGCAAGGAUUUAACCAGUGUCCAGAAUCUUCAGAAGAGACAUCAAUUGAUUGAAGCUGAUGUCACAGCACAUCAGGAAAGGAUCGAGUCUUUAGCCCUACUGGCCAAUCAGUUUAAAGAUGAAGACCAUUUUGAUUCUGAUACUAUUGAAGCCAAGAAAGUUCAACUUGUUUCAAGAUACCAGAAAAUUAAGGAACCAAUGGUAGAACGUCAGAAGAAACUGGAUGAUGCUAAAAAACUUCAGCAGUUUCAGCGAGAUGUUGCCGAUGAAGAAGACUGGAUCCGAGAGAAAGAACCAAUCGCUGCCUCUACUAACAGAGGUCGAGAUUUGAUUGGUGUACAGAAUUUGAUGAAGAAACACCAAGCUUUACAAGCAGAAUUAGCAGGUCACGAUCCCAGAAUCAACAAUGUUUGUCAACAUGGCCGACAGAUGAUAAAAGAGGGACACUUCGCAUCUAGUAAUAUUGCAGAAAGUGUUGACCAAUUACAAGACAGAUGGAGACAACUAAAGGACAAAUCAUCGCAGAGAAAACAGGAUCUAGAAGACUCUUUACAAGCACAGCAGUAUUUUGCUGAUGCCAACGAAGCUGAAUCUUGGAUGAAAGAAAAAGAACCAAUUGCUGCUAAUACUGAUUAUGGCAAAGAUGAAGAUUCUUCAGAGGCUCUACUAAAGAAACAUGAAGCCUUUAUGUCAGAUUUAGAAGCCUAUAGAAGUGUUAUUGAAGGUUUACGGGAACAAGCUUCUUCUUGUAAUCAACAAGAAGCUCCUAUUAUUGAUGAUCUUGGAACAGAGAAGGUCGUAGCUUUGUACGAUUAUACAGAGAAAUCACCACGUGAAGUCUCCAUGAAGAAGGGGGAUGUUCUAACUCUCUUAAACAGUGUCAAUAAGGAUUGGUGGAAAGUUGAAGUCAAUGAUAGACAAGGUUUCGUACCAGCCGCUUAUGUGAAGAAGUUAGAUCCAAGUUUAUCAGCAAGUAGAAAUAACUUAAUGGAUGAAUUUACCAUCUCAGUUCGACAAAACCAGAUUGAAACACAAUACGCAAAUCUGUUGGAUCUUGGUAACCAGAGACGAGAAAAGUUGGGUGAAUCAACAAAAGCUUAUCAGCUUGUUCGUGAAGCAUCCGAAUUGGCUGCAUGGAUUACAGAGAAAGAAAACAGUAUGAUUGGUGGAGAGGUCGGCGAGGAUCUCGAACAAGUUGAAGAAAUGCAGAAGAAGUACAAUGACUUCCAGAAGGAUUUGAAAGCUAAUGAAGCUAGACUUGAAGAACUCAACUCCAUUGCUGACAGACUUACAGCCAUGGGUCAAACUGAGGCUGCGGAGAAUAUCCGUGAACAAAUUACACAACUAAAUCAGAGAUGGGUCACUCUACAACAAGUUUCAGCUGAACGUGCCCAGACAUUGGGUAGUGCUUUCGAGGUUCAGAGAUAUCAUCGUGAAGUUGAUGAAACUAAAGACUGGAUAGAUGAAAAAGACCAAGCCUUGAACAAUGACAAUUAUGGACAUGAUCUCGCAAGUGUUCAGGCUUUACAGAGAAAACAUGACGCUAUGGAGAGAGAUUUAGCUGCCCUUGGAGAAAAGGUUAUUGAUUUGGAUGAAAUGUCAAAGAGGUUGAUGCAGACACAUCCUGAUCAAGCUGAAACCAUUCACGAACAUCAAACAGAGAUUAAUGUACAAUGGAAUGCCCUAACAGCUAAGGCUGAUAAUCGUAAAGCUAAAUUAUUGGAUGCUUUAGAUCUACAGAGAUUCCUCAGUGAUUAUAGAGAUUUGACAUCAUGGAUCAACAGUAUGAUGGCGCUAGUAUCCUCAGAAGAAUUAGCGAAAGAUGUAACAGGUGCAGAGGCAUUAUUGGAACGUCAUCAGAUGUUUAGUUCUGAAAUUGUCAGUCAUUAUGGAAUUACCUCCCUUACUGACGAGGAGGAAGAAGAGGAACAUCGGACAGAAAUUGACGCCCGAGCUGGUACGUUCCAGGCUUUCGAACUUCUCGGCCAGCAGUUGUUACAGAAUCAACAUUAUGCUAGUGAUGAUGUACAGACUAAACUUGAAGAAUUAGCUAAAGCUAGAGAGGAAUUAGAACAAGCAUGGAUUUCCCGUCGUAUGAAAUUAGACCAGUGUUUGGAACUACAGUUGUUUUAUCGAGACUGUGAACAAGCAGAAUCAUGGAUGGCUGCUCGUGAGGCUUUCCUUGCUGGAGAUGCUGUUGAUGGAGAUAAUGUGGAAACUCUAAUCAAGAAACAUGAAGAUUUUGAUCGAGCCAUUAAUUCCCAGGAAGAAAAGAUUAAUUCUCUACAACAGUUUGCUGAACAGUUGAUGAAUUCAGAGCAUUAUGCAGGAGAUGCUGUUUCUGAUAAGAGAAAUCAAGUUUUAGAGAGAUGGUCCCAGUUGAAGGAUGAUCUCAUUAAAAACCGUUCAAAACUUGGAGAAGCUCAAACCCUUCAACAAUUCUCACGUGAUGCUGAUGAAAUGGAGAACUGGUUACAAGAGAAACUACAGAUUGCCAGUGAUGAAUCUUACAAAGAUCCUACAAAUAUACAGAGUAAACAUCAGAAACAUCAAGCAUUUGAAGCUGAACUUGCAGCUAAUACAGAACGAUUACAAUCUCUUCUAGGAACAGGACAAAAUCUGAUUGACAAUCGUCAAUGUGCUGGAUCAGAAGAUGCUGUACAGAAUCGUUUAGAAAGUUUAACUACCCAAUGGGAGGAUCUUGUCAGUAAAUCUGCAGAAAAAAGUGAAAAACUGAAAGAAGCCAAUCAGCAACAGACAUAUAAUGCUGGUGUCAAAGACAUUGACUUCUGGCUAGGGGAGGUUGACCAGAUGUUGGCAUCAGAAGAUUAUGGUAAAGAUUUAGCAUCUGUACAAAAUCUAGUUAAGAAACAUCAACUAUUGGAGGCUGAUAUUGCAGCUCACGAGGAGCGUAUUAAAGAUUUGAACCAAUCUGCUGAUCAGUUUAUCGAAGGUGGUGUCUGGGAUGCCGAGAGUAUCACAGACAGAAAACGUACCAUCAACGAAAGAUAUGAUCGUAUCAAAGAAUUAGCCAUCCAUCGUCGUAAUAUUCUAAACGAAGCCAACACAAUGCAUCAAUUUUUGAGAGAUAUUGAUGAUGAAGAAGCAUGGAUUAAGGAGAAGAAAUUAUUGGUUGGAUCUGAAGAUUAUGGACGAGAUUUGACCGGUGUACAGAAUCUCAGAAAGAAGCACAAACGUCUAGAAGCUGAACUCACUGUUCACGAACCAACCAUUCAGGGUGUACAAGAGACAGGCGAACAGUUGAUAGCAUCAGCUGAGAUUGGUGCCAGUGACAUCCGAGUUAGACUAGAUCAACUAGACACUAACUGGAGAGAACUGAAAGAUUCUGCUACUGAUAGAGGUCAGAAAUUGGAACAGUCGUAUGCCUAUCAACAGUUCAGUGCUAAUGUUGAAGAGGAAGAAGCCUGGAUAUCAGAAAAACAACAUCUAUUGUCAGGAGAUGAUUUUGGUGAAACAUUGGCCGCAGUACAAGGUUUAAUUAAGAAACAUGAAGCGUUUGAAACAGAUUUCCAAGUUCACCGAGAUAGAUGUGUAGAGAUUAAGAAAGAAGGAGAGAAACUUAUUGAACAGGUAGGUGACAAAGAAACUCAAGUGGGUUCGGAUGAUUAUGGCCGUGAUUUGUCAUCAGUUCAAACACUUCUCACCAAACAGGAAACUUUCGAUGCUGGUCUUGAAGCCUUCAAGAAAGAAGGAAUUCAGACAAUCACUGCUUUAAAAGAACAGCUGAUACAAUCUAAACACAUUCAAACAUCUAAGAUUGAACAAAGAUAUAACGAGGUUAUGGUCAGAUGGCAGAAAUUAUUGAAUGAUUCUGACGGUCGUAAACAGAAAUUGUUGUUGUUACAAGAUCAGUACAGACAGAUUGAGGACCUUUAUCUGACCUUCGCCAAGAAGGCGUCUGCUUUCAACAGUUGGUUUGAGAAUGCAGAAGAAGAUUUGACAGAUCCAGUCAGAUGUAACUCCAUUGAAGAAAUCAAGGCUCUAAGUGAAGCUCAUGACCAAUUCAAAGCUUCUCUAAGUGCUGCUCAGGCUGAUUUCAACCAACUUGCUGCCCUAGAUAAACAGAUUAAAGAGUUCAAUGUCGGACCCAAUCCUUACACCUGGUUCACAAUGGAGGCUCUCCAGGAUACCUGGAAAAAUCUUCAGAAAAUUAUCAAGGAACGAGAUGGUGACCUAGCUCGUGAAGCACAAAGACAAGAAGAAAACGAUCAUCUUCGUCAACAGUUUGCUAGAGCUGCUAACACUUUCCAUUCCUGGCUCACAGAAACAAGAUCAGCCAUGAUGGAAGGAUCAGGAACAUUAGAAGAACAGCUGGAAGCCACCAAGACCAAGGCUACUGAAGUACGGGCACAGAAAGGUGAUCUAAAGAAGAUCGAGGUUUUAGGUGCUGCUAUGGAGGAAAGACUCAUCUUAGACAACAGGUAUACUGAACACAGUACUGUUGGUCUAGCUCAACAAUGGGAUCAAUUAGAUCAGUUAUGUAUGAGAAUGCAGCAUAAUCUAGAACAACAAAUAGCUGCUAGAAAUCGUAGUGGUGUAUCUGAAGAUGCUCUUAGAGAAUUUAGUAUGAUGUUUAAACAUUUUGAUAAAGAUAAGAGUGGUAAACUAGAUCACCAGGAAUUUAAAUCUUGUCUUCGAGCCCUGGGUUAUGAUCUUCCCAUGGUAGAGGAAGGCCAGAUAGAUCCAGAAUUCCAGGCUAUUCUAGAUGUAGUCGAUCCAAACAGGGAUGGAAUCUCACUAAAGAACAAGCUGAUUAUUGUAUCACCCGCAUGA